UGUUGUAACUGCAAGACGCAGUCGAAAUGGCGCAUCUUUUGGGGAGUAAAGCGUGCAUUCAAAGCUUACGCCAAGACGUAUUAGAUCUGCACACUACAAUAUCGGAAUCCGUAGUCCAGUCGGGAAUGCAAGUGAACGUCAAGUCCUGGAAGUAUCCAGACCAGCUGGCCAGCGAUGUGAACAUUCUCGAACUGCUAAGCGAGCAUGACUACGAUGCCAAUGAGGCGGAAGACAAUCAGGUCUCCCACAUAGUCAUGUACGAGUUGGUAAUUGACCGGUUAGUGUAUCUUCUCCAUCUGGCAACUACAUUUGUGAGCCAGAGUCUGGAAACUACGGUGGCGUCAUUCGGUGGGGAUGUGAACAGGGAAUUAAGUCGAGUUGGUUCGGCAGUUUCAAACGGACCCACCAGAGCUCAGUCGAUGUCAACUGGCUUGAUGGUGAAAAAGUUAUGGAAUAAGUUGAGCGCAUUCAACCGAGUGUUUCUCGAAACACAAGAGAAAAAUAUAACACUAGCUGGAAAUGCAGACGCAUUGGAGGAAGCACUGGAAAAGGUCACUCUGGAUUUUCUGGAGCUUACUCGAAAUGCAAAUGUCUCAAAACAGCAGCACGAUGUUCAGAAUGGCACUAGCGGCGGGCUCUCAGAAGUGGAUGGCACGGCUUCCGAGGCAAGUUUGGUUCCUACAUUGGAGUUGUACGAAAAGUAUUUGGCGAAGUCAGACCGACACUCAACUUCAGUGUCUUGUCAAACUCUCCAGACUUCCUUUCUAUCUUGCAAUAACUGCUCCUUCCUGCAGAGGAGUCUUUUUGGCCUGUGUGAUUCUUUAAAUCUAGUCUGUCAGAAUUAUGGACUAAAAUCAACCGGUAAUAAGUUUCUAGCAACUAAAAACUGUGAAGUUGUCCAGACUGGGAAUCUUUCAGUCACUGAAGUUGAACGUUUGAGUAACGAGUUAAACAAAGACUUAAACGCUAUUCUGAAAAAAUGCUGCGACCAAAAUGUUAAGUUGGAAAAUUUUUCGAUGGAAACUUGUGACUUGAAGAAAAAGGUCGAAGAUCUUGUGGAUAAAUUGAACAAUUUUGACGUUCAGUUGAACUCAGAGCGUGAAAAAAGUCAAAUUGAGAUGUCAAAGUUGAAUGCAGAAUUUUCUGAUAUGAAGAUGAGCUCUGACUCUACAAUAGCAGAAUUAUCUGCAAGUCUCGCACAGCUAACAAGUACAGAAAAGAAAUUGAGAAGUGAAAUUGAAGAAACAAACCGCGUAAAGGAUCAAUUUAUACUCACAGCUGAGAAAAUGAAGCUUGAAAAUGAAGUGUUGGAGAAAAAGUGUUCGGAUUUAGCCGAAAAGUUAAGUUCUGCAGAAAAUGAAAUUGAAACGAAACGAAGUAAAGUCGCAGAGUUUGAGGAAGAGAUUAAAAAUCUGAGAGAUGAAAUUGAAAAGAACGAACAAGUUCUGAAGAAAGAGAAAGUUAAAAAUAAAGUAAAUUCGAACAGAGACGAAGAAAUGAUUUCAAAACAGGAAGUGUUGGUGAAUCGGCUUGAAGAAUUGGACGAGCAGUGUGAGAGUUUAAAGCAAGAAGUGAGUGAAUUAGAAAUCGAAAGAGACGAAGCAAAAGAAGAAUUAGUGUCGGCCAAAAGUGACCUGAAACCGCUGCAGAAACGAGUCUCAGAACAAAGUUUGCUCAUCAAAAAUCUAGAGUCUGAAAACGCCUUAAUAACAGAACAGAUUAAAAGUUAUGAGGAUGAAGUGAAAACGCUGAACGUGGAAAUCGACAGCCUGAAGGAAAAGCAGGAUCUGCUCAUUUUGUUCCCAGAUUUAACGGAAGUAGAUUCGAAACCGACUUCAAAGGCGCCUCAAGGUUUGGACCCUAGCGACCCAAGGUGCAUUAAGUUUGAAAUGGAGCAGCAAAUAUAUUCGAAUACAUUGCGAAUAUCGAAGCUGGAUGAUCUAAACGCCAGUUUGAAGAGUAGUCUCUCCAGAAUUGAAGCUAUGAUCCCCAAAAGUGAACAAAGUGCAAGUUCAGGAUGUGUGAAAAGCGACAGUGCUGGUGGCGAGAGGACAGUGAUUGAAUCUGAAGUUCCCAAAACAGAGUUCAAAGAAAGAGUGCCUCUCAUAAAUGAACUGCAGAUGAAUUAUUACAGAAGUGAAUCAAAAGGCGCCCUGCCAAACCAGUCUUCGGGAAAUCUCGGUGACAAGAAAGCAUUUUCUGGCAGACAAAGCGAAAGUUCAUCGGAUGAUCAUGGCACUCUAAGUUAUGUUGAAAGAGUGAAAAAUGCCCAAAUGCAAUCGGAAAAGGACAGAAGUGGGGCAUCUUCAAGAAGAGACCAUUGUUCGCCCCUUUCAAGGCCUAAAUCGGGUCGCGGGGAUAGGUGGGCUUCUUCUAGCAGUUUGAAGCCUUCUUGCAGUUUCACUUGCAGUAAAUGCUCAAGGUCCUUUAAGACAAACCACGAACUGCAAAUGCAUUCUAAUUUCUGCUACUGAUGUUUUAGAUGUUUGGCAAAAUUAGCAGCUAAUUUAUAUCAUAGUUUGUGCUUUAAUUAUCACCUUCAUUUGUGAGAAUAAUGUAAAUGUGUAAAGAAUGUCCAUAGUGUAGAAUUGUUUGAAUAAGAAAAAUGGUCAAAUUU
Molecule: messenger RNA, 2617 nt
Organism: Symsagittifera roscoffensis
Lineage: Eukaryota; Metazoa; Xenacoelomorpha; Acoela; Convolutidae
Product: coiled-coil domain-containing protein 157-like
Exons: 1
Coding region: 27-2474 (815 amino acids)
Source: RefSeq, a predicted model, not a curated record